Messenger RNA from Arabidopsis lyrata subsp. lyrata, 933 nucleotides. RefSeq lists its product as uncharacterized. NCBI's taxonomy places the organism in Eukaryota, Viridiplantae, Streptophyta, Magnoliopsida, Brassicales, Brassicaceae. The coding region runs from base 41 to 922 and encodes 293 amino acids. The transcript is spliced from 2 exons. The record is from RefSeq and is a predicted model, not a curated record.
AUAUACACAAGAAGAAGAUAGGCUUUUGUGUCAAAUUUAUAUGGAAAUUUCUCAAGAUCCAAUUAAGGGUGUCUAUCAGUCAUCCGAUCGGCUUUGGUCCCGUGUGCUAGAAGCUUACGAGAAGGAGAAAAAUCCAACGUGGAGUGAACGGUCAACAAAAUCUAUCCAAUGCCGAAUUCAAACUAUCGAGAAAGUAACAAGAAAAUUACAUGCAUGCAUCAAACAAUGUGAGAAUAGACGUCCAAGUGGUGCUUCAAGUGACGAUAUUUUUAAUCAAGCCAAAGUGAUGCUAAUGGAAGAUCAAAGAUAUAAAGGAGGUUGGAAAUUUGAUCAUGUGUGGAACAUUAUUAAGAAUUUUGAAAAGUUUAAAGAUGGUGACACUUCUUCUAGAAAAAUAUCAAACCCACUUAAUUUCGGGUAUAUAUCUUCAGAGUCAGAAAAUCCUACUCCUGAUUCCGCUACACAAGCAUCUCCAGGUUUGUCUUCAUUUUCUUUGAACUUAGAUGGUGAUGAUGACAACAUUGGCGGAUCUCCAUCUCAACAUCCAAUGGGAGUAAAAAAAUCCAAACUGAAAAGAAAAAUUGAUGAUCAAACAUCAAUUAUUAUCAACACUUUGGAAGAAGGAAAUAAACAACUUUUGGAGCAGCUAAAGAAGACAAGUGCUCAAAGACAACAACAUUUGGAGAUUCAAAGUAAGAAUUAUGCUUUGAAAGAACUAAAGGCAGACAACAAAAUGUUACUUCAAGACUUGAAUUCCAUAGAAGAUCCAGAGAUUCGUGCAUAUGUUCAAGCUGAAAAAGCUCGCAUUUUACAAAAAAGAAAUGAAGAAAAACAGAAUCAACAAGCUCCAUCUGGAUCAACCUCAUUUGGGCAAUAUUUUAAUUAUCUUAGUGGAUCUGGAAACGAAUUACCAGAUUAUUAAGUUUUUAAUAU